Messenger RNA from Rhizopus microsporus ATCC 52813, 2433 nucleotides. RefSeq lists its product as uncharacterized. The transcript is spliced from 10 exons. The record is from RefSeq and is a predicted model, not a curated record. Gene Ontology annotation, cellular component: exocyst; cytoplasm. The coding region runs from base 1 to 2433 and encodes 810 amino acids. Gene Ontology annotation, biological process: Golgi to plasma membrane transport; exocytosis. Gene Ontology annotation, molecular function: protein binding. Lineage: Eukaryota; Fungi; Mucoromycota; Mucoromycetes; Mucorales; Rhizopodaceae.
AUGAGCCUAGUCGAUGAAGCAACCACUGUAAAGAAUAAGCUGGUUCCACCUGAUGUUCUUUUAAGAAUAUUCAAGUACUUGCCGGUACCAACACUCGCUAAUGUGGCACUGGUGUCAAGAAGGUUUAAAGUCUUGGUAUACGAUGAUGAAAUUUGGGAUGAAAAGUUACGCAUUAUGCUCAAGAAUGACACUGGCGCCCUUUCCAACAUACUAGAGACAAACGGUGCCAAGGAAAAUGGUUCGCUUAUAGACGUCAAAAAUACGAUAUACAUCAACAAUAAACCACUUAGUGCAUUGAUACCAGGCAUGUCCACCGAUCCUUUCCAGACUCGUGCAAGAGCCAAAUCGACUGGACUGUCUAAAGAGCGAUUUAAGGAGCUUUAUAGGCUACUCAUACCCUAUUAUGUGGAUCUAAGAGACCAUAACAAGGAAUCAAACAAAGUGUUGCAUGAUUUUGGAAACCAGCCAGAAGUAUGUGGACAGAUUAUCAACUUGCUUGUCGGGUUCGGUCAGUGUCAUGUAUUAGAUGAUUGGAAGCAGUUGAAUGAAGCUGUUGACGCAUUAUCACAAUAUUUCGAAAGUGCAGCACUCCAUGAAUUUGAAGCAGCCUAUGAUGCCCAUGACGCAGAUACCAUGAGGACCUUUGCAAAUGCAUUGAUCGCAUUGAAUGGUGGAUCGAUCUGUAUGCAGACCUAUAUACAAAAGCACUCAUUAUUCUAUGACAGCCCAUAUAAACCAGAAGACAAUUUUGUGGAAUCACCAAAUGAUUUAGAACCAUUCAAGAAACUGAUGUUGUACAUUACUGACGAACUCAAGCAGCAAUCAAGGCUGAUUCAUGAUAUAUUCCCUGAAAAGAUGGACAUGUUUUACAUGUUUACAGAUAGAGUGUUUGAGGAUGUGGUCGCGGAAUUUGUUGCUCAUUUACUAGGAAAUGCGAUACAAGCAAGCACACAAAUUUACUUGAAGACCAUGUCCGUCGUCCUGAACUCGACAAGAAAAGUCAUUGAUGUGCUGACAAAUGAUGAAGAUAUCCCUCAAAAGAUUGAAAAGGAGCGGGGAGUGAACUUAUUGUUUAAAUUGUUUUUACCAUUUUUGGAUGAUUAUCUUUAUGAGGAAAGUCAGUUUACGGAAAAAGUCACCAGAAAAUACAUUGAAGACUGGAAUAAUAGAACAUCUAGAUUUGUUGACGCUUCUGCGCGACUCACGAAUCAGUCACGUGAAACAUUCAAGAGAAACUAUCUAACUGCGUUCAAGAAAGUGAUCACGCUGCCUGUUGACUUUGUUUCCUCAGCAGCUACAACCAUCGUAUCCCCUUUUCAAAAGUCAUCCACCAAUAAACGAUCCUCUACAACCUCUGCUGAAUCUAUAACGCCAUCCAUAAGUUCAAGUAUUUCUGAAAACAAGGAAGCAACGAUUCAAUUAGAGUUUGCAAGACAGGAGUUAGAUUCACUUCAGGAUUACAUAUCACUAGAAAUAGCAUUACAGCUGAUUCACAUCAAUAAAGAAUCAGAAAGACGAGUAGAGCAAUUUAUAGAUAUUGGAUUUCCAGGGCGAAUGAAGAGUGAUAUCCAAAAAACGUUUGAACAAAUAUUUAUUCAAUUGUUGAAGAUACUCGGUACGACUCACAUACAACCUGGAUUCGAGAGUGCCAUUGCACGUUUAUCUGUGUAUAAACCUAAUCCUUACAAUCUAAGCGAAGAUGUUCCACCGUUGACCGAGUUUUUUGAGCUUGUUCAUGUGGCGGAUGUCAUUCAGCAGAUGAUUCAGUUAUAUUAUGAUGAAGAAAUUACCAAGCAUAUCGAUAAACUGGAUUUUAUGAAUGAUGUGAACAAGGAAAAGAAAGCAUUCGAAAGGCUGUUGGAUGAUUGUGUAGCACAAGGCAUGGACCGUGGUAUUCAAGUGCUCUUAUCUCAAGUCGAAUUGAUCCUUACUCAUGAACAAAAGAAAGAAGACUAUAACCCGCCACCCAACGUUAUGCCUGACUUAAGACCAACAAAGGCAUGCCAAGAUACUAUCCUGUGUCUAAAAACUAAUACAUCUACGCUAAUGGGAGCAGCAGAAAAAGGGACAAUGGACUUGUUCUUUAAUGAAAUAUGCAGGCGAUUCUUUGAAAUCCUUUGUAAGCACCUCAAAUCUCAAACAGUCAAUGAACAAGGAGGAUUUAGAUACAUCAGUGAUAUGAAUGCCUACUAUGAUUUCAUACUCUCACUCCGACAAAAGGAAAUUACGACAUACUUUUUAGCAUUGAAAUCCUUAGCAAAUCUGUACAUUAUAGAGUCAGCAUCCGAUAUUAAAUCACUUAUACACGACUUAGAAAGAUAUCAUGGUUUGAUGAGAGUAGAAGAUUUAUUUGAAUUUGCUGCUUGUAGAAGUGAUUGGCCAAUGAUCAAAAGAACUGUUCAAAAAGAUAUGACAGAUUGUUCGAUUAUGUAA